Linum tenue is the source of this 345-nucleotide messenger RNA. NCBI's taxonomy places the organism in Eukaryota, Viridiplantae, Streptophyta, Magnoliopsida, Malpighiales, Linaceae. The record is from the annotation of a GenBank genome assembly.
AUGAUGCAGCAUUUAGACAUGGCUCUACUGUCGGCAUUUGUGGAGAGGUGGCAGCCGGACACAAACACCUUCCACAUGCCGUUUGGAGAGAUUUCGAUCCUUCUACACGAUGUGCAUCACAUUCUUCGGAUACCGGUUGACGGAGAGCUGAUGGGAGAUGAGGCGUCGCAGGAUACUCUUAAGUCAGACAUGGGUGGUCUAGUUCGACUUUCGGUGGAUGCUCAGGUUGGUGGUAAGUGGAAGUCGAAGUGGUACGAUAAUGGUGCUAUGCAUGCAGAGGACGGGAUUCAAGCUCCUCUAGAACAGCGCGUCUCAUUUGUGGCCAAUUCCUUUGGUCCCCAGUAG